UGGGUUACCAGACGAGGAGGAGAAAGACAAACCUCCAGUGGAAGUUCAACGAGGUCUGUCUCUCUUAGCCGAUGACUUGGCGGCUGCUCUCAGCUCUGAACCUCUUCAUCUUCUUCUUCCUUUCCCGCCCGCAUCCUAUAUGAGAUCACCCCCCUCUUUGUGUGUUAUUCUCUGCCUCUUUUCUUGUUCUCUCGUCCCCCUUUUCUCUCUCUAUCUCUCCCCUCCCCCCUGCUGCUUCAUUAAUCCCCAACUAUAAUUUGAAUAUAAUGGCUCAUCAUUUACUCCCAUCCUCUCCUCGUCCUGUCUAAUGCUGUGCCGCGUUUAGUCCUCACUUCUCCCCGCGCAACGACCAAUGCAUAAGGAUACCCCAUGAUGGGCAAUCUUGGUGACUUGUCGCCUCAGGGGAGCGUUGCGAUCGGAGUUCUUGUUGGAGUGAUCUCAACCAGUCUCCAGGCGAUCGGACUGACCCUCCAGCGCAAGUCGCAUCUCCUCGAAGACGAAAAACAUCCCUACGAUCUACGAAGGCCUCCCUAUAAGCGGCGAAGAUGGCAGCUGGGUAUGUUGAUGUUCGUUGUCUCGAACGUUGUAGGAAGUACUAUCCAGAUCACAACACUUCCACUACCCGUGCUUUCGACCCUGCAAGCAUCUGGGCUCGUCUUUAAUACCAUCUUUGCGACAUUGAUACUGGGAGAGGCUUUCACUAGAUACUCACUUAUUGGCACCAUCUUAGUAUGUAUUGGUGCCGUGCUAAUCGCAAUCUUUGGUGCCAUUGGAGAACCGGCGCAUAGCCUUGAUCAACUUCUCGAGCUUCUUCAGGGCCGAAAGUUUAUCCUCUGGGUCGCAGGGACAGCCGUGUUGGUCCUUAUUAUCUUUGCUGGAUCCAAAGUGUUGAAGGCCCUCACGUCAGGCUCUCGUUCCAAGCAUCAUCCUGUCCGCCACUCCUACGCACCGCGUCUUAAUAUACCGCACUCUCGCAUCCGCCUUAUCCGAGGGCUAUGCUAUGGACUGAUUAGCGGUAUUCUCUCGGCGCAUUCUCUCCUCCUGGCUAAAUCCGCUGUGGAGCUUCUGGUACGGACAAUCGUGGAUCGCGUGAAUCAAUUCAAUCGCUGGCAAUCAUGGGUCAUCCUGAUCGCUAUGAUCGGCCUGGCUCUCUCGCAGCUAUACUUCCUUCACCGUGGUCUGAAACUUUGCAGCACCAGUGUCCUCUACCCAUUUGUCUUUUGCAUUUAUAACAUUAUCGCGAUUCUAGAUGGUCUCAUCUACUUCCAACAGAUGUCGCAGCUAGCAGGCUUGCAUGCUGGACUUGUCGCACUGGGCACCAUUGUUCUUUUAGCUGGAGUCCUCUGCCUGUCCUGGCGAUUAGAAGAUAUUGACAGCCAUGUUCCUGUCGUUGGGCCAUCUCAGGCGACCUUAGGGCCCGGAAUGGCAGCAGUCGAUGAACACGCACCGACACCACUUGGAUUGGAAUUAGAAGAUGAAGAAGGUCAGAUAGGGGAGCAAGAGCCCCUCCUACAUCCUCUUCGGGCCCCUCACCAACGAACCCCAAGUCUUCCUUUGUACUCGACGUUUUCCAAACGGAGUUCAACGUCAAAUAUGGACCCGGCUUCCAUCUGGGCUGAACUUGACGACUCUGACGGCGAGGACUCUGGCACAGACGUGCGCUCAUCGUUACUCGCUCGUUUCUCUAUCGAUCCCGUAUAUAGCCGACCCCGAAGUAAAAGCACCGCACUGCGGGGAUCGUAUCUCUCAACGGGAUCGGGAAGCCAGCAAGUCUGGAGCCCCCGUCGGAUCCCCCCAUCUGUCCCAGAAGGUAAACGACAGCGAAGAACAUCUUUGCCGGGUCCGGAAUACAGGCUCUUGCUCUCAAAAAGACGGACAUUUGGGCCUGUGUCUUACUCAAGUCGAGAUUCAGUCCUAACCUCAGAACCCAGAGGCAAUCAGCCAGUCUCACCACAUGCCCGCCAGGAGCAACGUCAUUCGUCACCCUCAAACACAACAACGUUCAGCGGAACCACGCGUCGCCUCCUCGCAGGCUCGAGGAGCGCCCUCGGAGCUUGGAGAACCGGUCUACAAUACCUCUCGCGCUUCACCGGCCAUGGAAGACAAAGAGAGGAGCGUGACCCUGAAGCCGAUCCUACCACCCCCUCAGACAGCGACUCAACAGACCAAUAAUGACCCUUUUGCCGUACCUGACCCUGGCGGUCUUUCCUUAGGUUUUCCUCUGUAGCACACAAUCGGCCACAUUUGUAUCUACAAUACCCCCCCUCCCCCGGCCUUCUCUUAUUGACCGAUCUACAAAUGUACAUUAACAAUUUAGACACGAUAGUAUUUUAUUGUCCUUCUCCUAUUAUUCCCAAUUUACCAAUUCUAUCUACGUCCGCCUGCAUUCUUACCUCGAUUCCCGCAGAACUUUUAUAAUGCGAAUAGACACAACACAGCAGCUACCCCCACCCUGGAAAAGAUCAUUCGCUUUCAAUUGAAUUGGCCUCGGUCCCUUUUCUGUCCAAGAUUUAAGUUAUGUGCAUUUGCCAUUGUCAAGGUGAAUUACCUGCCAUCUCUCACGACACUUAAAAGAGUUAUACGUACUUGGCCCUACUUCACUCCCAAAAAAAGAAAAAAAAAAAAAAAAAAAA
Molecule: messenger RNA, 2633 nt
Organism: Aspergillus ochraceoroseus IBT 24754
Lineage: Eukaryota; Fungi; Ascomycota; Eurotiomycetes; Eurotiales; Aspergillaceae
Product: DUF803 domain protein
Exons: 4
Coding region: 370-2172 (600 amino acids)
Biological process (GO): magnesium ion transport
Cellular component (GO): membrane
Molecular function (GO): magnesium ion transmembrane transporter activity
Source: RefSeq, a predicted model, not a curated record